CCUCUCACCAGCUUUGUCGCACAAAAUUUUCUCGUUUUUCUUUUUCACCAAAUUCGUCAACUGUCAUUAACAUAAUUUUCUCUAUACUUACUACUUCUCUUUUUCGUGGCUGGAUCUUUUUCUGUCCCAUACAACAAUCCAGCACCAGUCCAGUCUGACACCGGGUCGUGUCUUGUCUCUCCCAUCUCCUACGUUCGACUGCAGUCGACCAACACGUGCAUUUGCCCAAAGUACUUCUUUUUGAAUCUCAAGUGACUCGCUUCAUAACCACAACAUAUUUAUAAAUACGUCACUUUGGUGCUACUUGUUGAAAAUCUUUUAAAAUCUCGAAUAUUUGGGCAUAAUUCAUUUCUACUUGUGAAAGGAUUUAGAUAGAGAUGGACUUAAAAGGCAACAAAAAACGCAAGAUAAGCAUUUCGAAAGAGAGGAAAAAAUUUCAGCCAUUGAAGAAAUGGAAAGUGACUAACACCAGACCAACCUUUGUGGAAGAUCGUGAUAUCAUCCGACGCUUGAACGGAAAUGGAGUAACACACAUCGUCGAGCACAUUUUCAGCUAUUUGGAUUACAAAAGUCUAUCGAACGCUGAGAGUGUGUCGUCUGAAUGGUGCGAAAUCUUGAAGAACGAAAGAAUUUGGAAAGCGUUAAUCAAGAGGAACAUCGUUGUAGAUCCAGUCUGGCGUGCAUUGUUCAUUAAAUUAAAAGAGCCAGUUGAAAGCACCCAACUUGUGGAAGGUGACGAUGUUUACAUGACACGGAAAGUGUGCCAAGAUAUUGGAAAAUUGCAUCAACAGUUUGUCGAUCUAAUGUCGUCAUCAGUUAGUUUACUGUCGUCUUCUGUCAAACUCCUUUCCAAGAUGUUGGACUUACUUAAAAUCGUUGGUAUUGGUUUCGCUGAUAAUUACGAAAGUGAUAGUUCUGAAGAAGACUAACUCAGUUCCUAAAAUUUGCGUUUUUUUUUGUUUUUUUAUAAUUUGUUCUGUUGUUCACAAAGAAACUCACGAAAUAAUGUUAAUAAAAAAAUGCUACAUGGUUA
Molecule: messenger RNA, 1033 nt
Organism: Daphnia magna
Lineage: Eukaryota; Metazoa; Arthropoda; Branchiopoda; Diplostraca; Daphniidae
Exons: 3
Coding region: 378-929 (183 amino acids)
Molecular function (GO): protein binding
Source: RefSeq, a predicted model, not a curated record